Penaeus vannamei (Pacific white shrimp) is the source of this 1257-nucleotide messenger RNA. NCBI's taxonomy places the organism in Eukaryota, Metazoa, Arthropoda, Malacostraca, Decapoda, Penaeidae. The record is from RefSeq and is a predicted model, not a curated record.
AAAUGAGUGAGUGAGUAAGUCCUAUCAAACGCACAUCCGCCGCCAGCCUCUAUACACUCGGCCCUACUCUUCUCUCUUAGACAUGGGCUACUAGCUGCUCUGGGGGUUCUCGUCUGUUUUGUAAGCGUGUGGAGAACCAAUAGAAGAAAAGAUGAGCCUGGAACCCACCUCCCCCGGCUGGUUCGACGUGGGCCGCGACAAGCCGUUCCCCGCGAUCUACCCUGAGCUUAAAACCCCCGUGACUGUUGACGUGCUGGAGGUCGGGUGGGUUAGCGCUUUCUUCACUCUCCUCGUCCCUUUUAUCCUUAUUUUGCCUGCGUUUACGGGCUGUCGGAAAAAAUGCCUGGUAUUUAUCAGGAUUUCUUUCUUUCUGCUGCUCGGCCUCAGCAUCAUGUUGUGCAACUUUGGCCAGGAGUGGGAGGUGGGACAUCUGACCACCAGAACCGCUUACCGGGCCGGGACAGCGCAAGAAAUUAGGGCCAGGGUUGGGGUCAAGCUCGGGUUGAGGUCGGUCAACAUCACUCUGAAAGCUGUAGAGAAACCCGAAGGAGACUUAGCAGGAGAGAACAUCGACUACAACGAGAGAUUCUACUGGACUUGGGCACAAGGCAGAGCUGGUUUUGGGCCCUUUGCUGGACAAAUACAACAGGACUUCAGGGCGGCUCAGCACAGGGGGGCGCCCUACCCGAUCCUGUGGGUGGCAGAAUAUUUUACGUUUGAUGGUGAAGGAUUUCGGUUUGGGCGGCACUAUCGCCUGUCUGGGUGGUACGCCCAUAUGUGCAUUUGGUUCGCUUUCCCCCUGUGGCUCCUGACGAUAAUUCUGGCCAAGAUCAACCUCAACUACGCUGCAAGGACGAUGUUCCUCAUGGGCGCCUCACUCACUUCCGCUGCUAUCAUAUGGGCGGCGCACAGGAACCCCAUCGAACUGCAAGUCCCGUUCGAAGACGACGUUCUGACGACCCACUUCGGCGUGUACUGGUACCUCUCCCUGGUGGCUGGUCUCGUGUGCAUCGUGCUUGGCCUCGUGAUGUAUUUUCCUCUCGGACAAGUAUUAUGAUGAACUGUCUUCGUUUUUCGGCAACAACCUUUGCAGUACGUGGAGGAGGAGAUCGGUGAAGAGGAGACGCAAGACCCGGCAAAACCGUCUAACGAAGUGGAGAUGGAGAGAAUGGGUAACAGACAGCCGACUCUGAGGUACAGAACCCGAGCUCGAGGGACGAGUAUGUGGAAGGAGAAACCUCUUACGCCUCCUCGACC